Messenger RNA from Cokeromyces recurvatus, 2398 nucleotides. RefSeq lists its product as uncharacterized. The record is from RefSeq and is a predicted model, not a curated record. NCBI's taxonomy places the organism in Eukaryota, Fungi, Mucoromycota, Mucoromycetes, Mucorales, Mucoraceae. The coding region runs from base 59 to 2311 and encodes 750 amino acids. Gene Ontology annotation, molecular function: zinc ion binding; DNA-binding transcription factor activity, RNA polymerase II-specific. Gene Ontology annotation, cellular component: nucleus. Gene Ontology annotation, biological process: regulation of DNA-templated transcription. The transcript is spliced from 3 exons.
CUUGUGUCAAAUUUAUAUGAUUUAACCAUUUUUUUUUUCUUUUUCUCUUCCAGAAUUAAUGUCUACUACUAAACGUAAAGGAAAGACAGUUCCUUGUGAAGGUUGUAGAGAAAGAAAGAAAAAAUGCACAACUGGUCAGCCUUGUGAAAGAUGUAAUCGACUUGGUAUUCAAUGUUAUUACAUUAAAUCAGUAAUUCCACCAAAAAUUGAAUACAUUGAAGCUGCUUAUAAUCAACAACUUCAAUUUCACAUCAACAUGUUGGAAGAAAACAUGAAAAUUUUAGAAAAAGAAUUAUAUUCUUUAAAAUUACCAUUACUUGUUGAACAACAAAAAUAUAUAUUGGAAGAUACUAACUCUGACACGGAUUCUUCAACAUCUACUUUUACUUCUUCUUUAUCGACUUAUAAUAGUAGCAUGACAACAUCAAAAGACUGGAAACUUACAUUUAAUAAAGAUGGAAGCAUAAGUAUUAAUACUGAUAUUCAAUCGCAUUCAAACUUAUUAAAUUAUAUAAAAACAUUCAGUACAAUACAAGUGAUAAACAGGCAACCUACAUUACCUGUUAUAGGAUAUCUUAAGCGAAAUGGGUUAAGUAGUAUAAUUCGAAAGGGGAGUUAUUUAGCUACAGUACAAUCUAUACAGAAUCAAUCGCAACAACAGCAACACUAUAAUAAUAUAUCUCAACUGUCUGUAUCACAGCCUUUAUUUUCUCUUUCCUUCUUAAAUCUUCCAGAGACAUCAAGAGUGAAUGAUAAAGUUCCUAGUAUUCUUUAUGAAAGAAAGGAGUUAAGUUUAGAACUCAUCAAUACCUAUUUCUCUUGUUGCUUUUUAAAUCAUGUUAUCUUUCAUCAAAAGACUUUUUAUGAUAUGUUUAUAAAGGAUCCAUCGGAUUUAGAGACUUCACCUGUCGUCUCUGCUCUUUGCGCAAUUAUUUUAGUCAUUCAUUGUAAACAUAUUAUGGCUAUCGUUCCCUAUGAUCAACAAUUUGCAUUAGGAGAAUAUUAUUUUAACAAAGCACGUUCAUUCAUUUCAAUUCAAUUUGAUGAACCCACACUAGAGACCAUGAUCACUUAUUUACUCAUGUCACUUUAUAAAGGGAAAAUAUUACAGCCCAAGGCAUCUUAUAUGUAUCUUGAUAUGGCGAUUCGAAUACGUCAAAUAUUAAUAGAAACUGUCUAUAGACAACCUCAUGUCUCUUUAGAAAACAACUGUAGAUCAGGAGAAUAUGAGACGUUUGUAAGACUUCAUGCAGCCUUUCUAGAUGCGACUCAAUUUAUUCAGUUUAUCAAUAAUCAACGAGGGAUACCUUUAAAUCGUAAUACGGGUGGAGGGCCUAAGGCGCCUAUGACAUUGGAUAACGAAAAGAAAUCUUUCUUAAGAUCCUUUUAUUUAGCCUGUCAAGAUUUCUGUCUCUCAAGGGCUCUACCAGAUGAAACUCAAGAGAUUAAGCGAGCGAUUAUGAGAGAAUAUUAUAUAGGACGCAUGAGUAAGACGAUGCAUCCUUACCUUAUUCGUGUUCGAUUUAGUGAUGAUGAUUGUAUUCCUCUUUCCUUUAUAAAGGACAUUGAACGAGAUAUAAACAGAUUAUAUUAUCAACAGAUACCCAAAGAGAAUCAAUUAAAUUCAACUAUCUUUGAAGAUGGCAUACAUGAGAUUGAGUUUAAGAGACGUAUGAAAGAAGAUAAACGAUCUAAUCCUGACUCAGUAAGUUUAGCAGCCCAGUAUUUUCAAUGUUUAAUUGCAUUGUAUGAACCCUAUUUACCCAUCCUUCCUGUCUCUCCCACAUUGACUCACCAUCUACUCACGAUUCAAGGUCUCCCGAUUGAGCAUGACAUGUUACAAAAUCCAAAUAAUAAUAAACGAAAAAGAAAUGUCAUGAUGGAUGAGCAGGACGUAUCAUCCUAUGAUCUGUUGGCUCAUACUUUACGAGCGCAAGCCAUUUGUUAUAAAAGUGCUAUUCAAGUCGUUCGAUUAUUAGACUAUCAAUCUACAGUCCUCGGUACAUGUACAAUAUCAUCCGCUAAUCUCUUAUGUGCUUGGGAUAUCUUGAUACGAAAUUCAUGUCUUGCAAUGACGGAGAAGGAAAUCGAAGAAGAGAUAAGAAUUAAAAAAUUCUUAUCGAUACAAGAGGUUCGACUCUCUCGAGAAUAUGCUUUGAGAUGUAUUGAAAUCUUUAGAAGAGGUUAUAUGUUUAAUAGUGCAGAAAAAGAGAUUUGGGCCUAUUAUGAAGCAGUUGCGAAACAAUUAUCAAGUACAUUAUGUCAACCAACUCCUUCAACAGCGACCUAUUGGGAACCUGCCUCUAUUUGAUACAUGAUCAUCAUCAUUUUUUUUUUUUUUUUGCAUUGUAUUCAUAUUUUAAUAAUAAUAAUAAUAAUAAACUUUUGUACACAUAAG